CUGAUCUCGCUCUUUCACCCGGAAGUGGUCAAACGCUCAUACGUGCCUUUACAAUCACUGCCUUAAAAUCUUAACUUUUUGGACAUUAUAUGUGGUGAAAUAUUUAGAAGAAAUUAUCUCUAACGAAUGUACAAUGUCAGGUCGCAAACGAAGCCGAGAGCACCACGAGGACAGACAUGAACGGAAGAAACAUAAGGAGGCAAAACAAGAUAAAGACAAACACCAAAACCAAACCAGAAAACUGAUUCAUGAGGUGCAGAAACUCAAGCAUGUGGAGACUUUCUAUGAAAAUCCUCCCCCUGGGUUCAUAAAGGAAGAGGAUGACAGACCAGAGGACUGUAUUCCUGAUGAUCCUGGUAAUGAGGAUGCUAGGAGCUUUUUGGCUCACGCUCCCACCAAAGGACUGUGGAUGCCUCUGGGCAAAGAGGUGAAGGUCAUGCAGUGCUGGAGAUGUAAGAGGUACGGCCACAGAACAGGAGACCGAGAAUGUCCUUUCUUUAUCAAAGGCAACCAGAAACUGGAGCAGUUCAGAGUGGCACAUGAGGAUCCAAUGUACGAUAUCAUCCGUGAAAACAAACGCAAUGAAAAAGAGACUAGGAUCCAGCAGUUGAGACAGCUGCUUCAAGACACCACCUCCGACUCUGACUCCACCUUGUCUUCCUCUGCCUCCUCCGAUCACACCCGGAAGAAGAAGAAGAAGAAAAAAGAGAAGAGGAAGAAACACAAGAAGAAAAAGAAGAAGCACAAGGACAAGGCUAGCGAUGACUCAGACUCCGAUUGAAACAAGGCCAUUGGUCUGGGCG
Sinocyclocheilus anshuiensis is the source of this 803-nucleotide messenger RNA. RefSeq names its product retinitis pigmentosa 9 protein homolog. Bases 134 to 781 code for a protein of 215 amino acids. The record is from RefSeq and is a predicted model, not a curated record. The transcript is spliced from 6 exons. Gene Ontology annotation, biological process: RNA splicing. NCBI's taxonomy places the organism in Eukaryota, Metazoa, Chordata, Actinopteri, Cypriniformes, Cyprinidae.